This is a messenger RNA of Setaria italica (foxtail millet), 1062 nucleotides long. RefSeq lists its product as uncharacterized. Gene Ontology annotation, molecular function: protein dimerization activity. Lineage: Eukaryota; Viridiplantae; Streptophyta; Magnoliopsida; Poales; Poaceae. The record is from RefSeq and is a predicted model, not a curated record. The coding region runs from base 1 to 1062 and encodes 353 amino acids. The transcript is spliced from 4 exons.
AUGGAUGUGCAUGCCAUUGUGCUCUCUACAGAGUUUUGGAAUUCAGUUGAGGAUUGCCUUAGAGUUUCAGCCCCACUACUAAUUGUACUUAGGGUGGUGGAUGGUGAUGAGAAGCUCAUAAUGCUAGAGGUUGUAGCACUUAUGAAUCAUGCAAAAGAGAAGAUCAAGCUAAGCUUUGCUAUCCAAACCAAGAAAACCUUGAUGAAGAAAAUUAUGGAUAUCAUUGAGAAAUGUCGGGUGAAACAAAUGGAUCAUCCUUUACAUGGGGCUGCAUUGUACUUGAACCCAGGGAAAUUACAUCCUCUCAUAACAGCUGAUGAUGAUGCCACUAUUGGGCAGCUAAGAGGUUGCUUCCUUGAAGUUCUUGGAAGAAUGGUGGAUGAUAAAGAUACUCAAGCCAAGAUUGAUGCUCAAUCCUUGGACUAUGAAGCCCUUAGAGGAGAUGCAUUCUCAAAUAAGUUGGCUAAACAAAACCUUGAGUCAAUGAGCCCUUUUGAUUGGUGGCGUUCAUAUAUUGGUCGUGCUAUUGAGCUUCAACGGUUUGCUAGGCGCAUUUUUAGUCUAUGUGCUUCAUCAUCUGGUUGUGAGAGGAAUUGGAGCACAUUCAAGUUUAUCCAUACAAAGAAAAGAAAUCGCUUGCUGCAUCAGAGGUUGAAUUCUAUUGUUUUUGUUUCCUACACCCGGAAGAUGAAGACUAGGUUUCAGAUAAGGCGUGAGAAAAAAGGAAAGAGUUUUAAUCCUUUGGUCAUUGAAGAGUUCAAUUGGGAUAAUGAGUGGGCUGACUCUUCUUUUGUACACCGUCAAGCUCUUGGUGCAUCAAGCUCGCUCCGAGGAUGCAAUCUCAGAAGGAAUGCUAGCAGCAACCAUGCAAGACCUUCUAGCCCAAGUUUGGUUGAAGAUGACUUUGGUUCAGAUGAUGAAGAAGAUGAAGCAAGUCAAGACCCACAUGACGAUGCUGAUGUCACAGAUUGCGAAGAUGCUCCUGGUCCUAAUGGCUCCAACAAUGGAGAGGACAUUGAGGCUGCUGCAAACAUCCAUGAUGAAUUUGAUGAUGGAUAUUGA